AUGAAACUUUUACACUCUCUUCCCCAAGCACUCAUCAACGCCCUUCUCGUCGCAUCAACAGUCCAAGGCCAUGGCAAUCAUCACCACCACGCGAAAAGAGCAGCCAAAGUAGACAACUCCACGAAGGCGGAGGUUCACAAUGAGCUUGUAAACUCACAAAACUACGAGGUUGGACAAAAGCUUGCAGCCGAAUCUAAAAUCAAACCUCUCGCCAAUGUAAACGGCACCAACCAAAAGGCCAAUACAACUACGGCCACCCCUCCAGGUGUUAAAACCAAGAAGAUUACUGGUCUUUUGGAGCGCGUCAUUAGCGACCUCAAGGAGGGGCCACUAGCAGAUGCCGGGAAGACCAAUCUUGGGAAAAGAGCAACAGUCACAGCAAAUACCGUUAAUAGCACUGUCUUGGUGAUUGCAAGAGAUGAUCCACCAACUGCGGCAUACCAAGCAACCUCUGCACUCAAUGGCUAUGGAAUCCCAUAUCAGGUUCUCAUUGUCCCCAAAGGUACUGCACCGGGUGGUACCAGCCUUCCACAGCUCAACAGCUCGACUACUGCUGGUAAUUUCGGUGCUAUCUAUGUUAUAUCCGAAGUCAGUUAUGACUACAAUGGCAACUAUCAGAGUGCAUUGUUGCCGACACAGUGGGAUACCAUGUAUGCAUACCAGUUGAAUUUUGGUGUUCGAAUGGUUCGAAUGGAUGUCUACCCAGGCUCAACAGUUGGCGCAACUGUCGUCAACCCUUCUAGUCCUGGCUGUUGUAAUGAUGAGCAGUUGGUCUCCAUCACCAAUAACACCGGAUUUCCUACAGCUGGAUUGAAACUGUAUGAACAUCUUUUCACAUCUCGCUCAUGGUUCUCAAGCAUACUAACAAUCAUAGCAACGCUGGUAUGAGUACCCUCGGUCUUUACCACUACCCUGCGACGGUUACCGAUCCUACAAUCGCGACUCCUUUUCUGCAAUUUGCCGCGGGUGCUGGAUUCAACUCUCCAAGUACUGGUGGUGUGAUCAAUAACAUCAAUGGAAGGCAACAAGUAUGUAAAUUCCAAUCUUUUGGUCCAGCGAUACUAAUUUGAAACUAGAUGGUAUUCUUUAUCAGUUCAGGAGCAGAAUUCCAAGCUACAUCGGCGUUGCUUAACCAUGCCUGGAUCCACUGGGCUACCAGAGGUCUUUACGCUGGGUAUCGUCGCAUCAAUUUUAACACUCAAAGUAUGCUCUAAACCCCAUAUGUUUGAAAUGGAUUUAACAGAAGGUGUAGUUGACGACAUGUUCCUCCAGACGGAAAUCUACAACGAGACGGCGAUUGCUCUCGGUGUUGACUCUCCUACCAAUUUCCGCGUCAGAACAGCUGAUUUGGUAAACCAUGUGAGUUGGACGCCAAAAAUACAAGCAGCAAUGCCAAAAGGAAGCACCUAUUUCAUCGAAAUCGCUCAUAAUGGGAAUGGAAACAUUGAUGUAAGCAAUCGUUCGGGAACAAUCACAUUUUCAUAUUAGAUCUUUUACUAAUUCCGACAGGUCGGCACCCAACUAGACUACAACCGGGAUGCUGAGAAAUGUGGCAUUGGAGCAAUCUAUCUAGACUAUGGUGAUACCCCCCUGGAAUUCCAAAAGCCUCUUGGUACCGGAACCAAUAGAUGGCCAUCAACCCCAUCCACAUAUCCAUAUUCAGUUGCCUGCACCAACGACGAUACAUUGAAGACAUGGUUCGCAACAGCUGCCAACCGAGAUGUCUUUGCUCACAUGUCCCACACCUUCACCCACGAAAACCAGAAUAACGCAACCUACUUUGAUAUUUUCCGCGAAAUCACCUGGAAUCAGGCUUGGUUGAACCAGACCACUCUCUCCAAGGCCAAGAAAUUCAGCUACCACGGUCUCGUCCCCCCCGCCAUCACAGGUCUUCACAACGGCGAUGCACUCCGAGCAUGGAGCGUCAACGGAAUCACCAGCUGUGUAGGCGAUAACACCCGCUCCGUCCUAGUCAACAAGCAGAACGAGCACUGGCCCUACAUCACCAACGUGGCGGACAACGGGUUCGCAGGCAUGGUAGUCAACCCACGAUGGGCCCUAAGCAUCUACUACAACUGUGACGUCCCCCAAUGCACCACCGACGAAUGGGUCAAAUACUCCAAAGGGUCGGGUGAUUUCUACAGCCUCCUCGACUACGAGAAGCGCACCAACAUCCGUCGUCUCAUGGGCCUCCACCACGACGGCUUCAUGUUCCACCAAGCCAACAUGCGGCAAACCGACGCCCCAAAAACCACCAUCAAUGGCACAACCGACCGCUACUCCCUCCUCCAAGCCUGGGUUGGCACCGUGGUCGCCGAGUACACGCGUCUCGUCAACUGGCCCAUGAUCACGCUCAAGCACGACGACAUGUCGCAGGGCUUCAUCAACCGCAUGACGCGCGACUUGUGCUCCCCUAAGAUGUCGCAUACGGUUUCCGGCGGCAAGAUCACCGCCGUGACGGUGACAGCCAAUAAGAAUUCGUGCUCGCAGCCGGUUCCUGUUACGGUUCCGGGAUCGAUUCAGAAUUCGGGGCUUUAUCGCACGGAGCAGAUUGGGAAUGAUCCGUUGACGGUGUGGGUGCCGCUUUCGGGGAAGGCGGUUACGUUGACGUUGCUUGCUCCUAUUGCUUUGUGA
This is a messenger RNA of Hymenoscyphus albidus, 2634 nucleotides long. The record is from the annotation of a GenBank genome assembly. NCBI's taxonomy places the organism in Eukaryota, Fungi, Ascomycota, Leotiomycetes, Helotiales, Helotiaceae.